UCAUGCCUUGUCUCGAUUUAAUAAACAAACACAAAACUACGCUCAGCUUUCAUCUCUCCUCCUCCUGUCUCAUUCUCCUCCUAUCAUUUUUCCGAUUGCAAAACUUGGAAAUUAAUUAUUAUUUCUGUUUGGCAUCUAGAUUUAGCAAACGAUGUGCGUAUUACAAGCUUCAGAAUUACAUCGCCCCUGCUAGCCAAAAAACGACACCAUAACUUCUCUUUUAACUCUAUCUUCUCCUUAAAAUGGUCACGCCAGACCUUUCCAAGUCCCAAUACUCCCCCAUGGCUAAAUCUGGUUCUAGAAAUAAACCUUCUUCGUGUUUUACUGAUAUUUUUCGCUAUCUUGGUGGUGGCUUGCUUGCAUUUUUACUUGUUUGGUCUCUUUGGUCUUAUGCCGGUCCUGAUAUUAGCAGUAGCUUUGAACCUAUAAUCACUGAUUACAGAUCAAAAGUUUCCCUACAGGAAGAACCUGCCGUUAAUCUCCGCUACGACCCGCCUGAUAGAACCUUCUACGACGAUCCAGAGCUGAGAUAUUCUAUUGAGAGUAAGGUUAAAGACUGGGAUGAGAAGAGAAAAGAGUGGCUCAAGCACCAUCCUUCUUUCGCUGCCGGUGCGCGUGAUAGGGUUGUGAUGGUUACCGGAUCGCAGUCUAGCCCGUGUAAAAACCCCAUCGGAGACCAUUUUCUUUUACGAUUUUUUAAGAACAAAGUGGAUUACUGUAGAAUCCACGGUUAUGACAUUUUCUACAACAACUUGUUGCUCCACCCGAAAAUGACAAGUUUCUGGGCGAAACUGCCUGUGGUGAGAGCCGCGAUGCUGGCUCAUCCGGAGGCGGAGUGGAUCUGGUGGGUGGAUUCCGAUGCCAUGUUCACCGACAUGGAAUUCAAACUCCCCUUGCGCCGUUACGAUUACAAGAACCAUAACCUGGUGGUUCACGGCUGGGCUAAGCUCAUAUAUGGAGCCAAGAGCUGGACGGCGUUAAACGCCGGCGUUUUCUUGAUCAGAAACUGUCAAUGGUCGAUGGAUUUCAUAGACACGUGGGCCAGUAUGGGUCCCAUGAGCCCGGACGUCGAAAAGUGGGGUCAGAUUCAACGGUCAUUAUUCAAAGACAAGCUUUUCCCUGGUUCUGAUGAUCAAUCGGCACUGAUUUAUUUACUGUACAAGGAUAAAAGUUUAAUGGACAAGAUUUAUUUAGAAGGGGAGUAUUACUUCGAGGGGUAUUGGUCAGAGAUACUCCCGACGUACGAUAACAUCACCGACAAGUACACGGAAAUAGAAAAAGAGGAUCCGAAAUUAAGGAGAAGACAUGCGGAGAAAGUGAGCGAGCAAUACGCAGCAUUUAGGGAGCCACACUUGAGGGAAGCAGGGAACGGAAAAGGAAGUUGGAGACGGCCGUUUAUCACACAUUUCACGGGGUGCCAGCCGUGUAGCGGGGACCACAACAAGAUGUAUGAAGGGGACAGUUGUUGGAAGGGGAUGGUGAAAGCCUUGAAUUUCGCAGAUAACCAGGUGCUCCGGAAGUAUGGGUUCGUGCAUCCGGAUUUGCUUGAUUCUAAAACGGUCGUAGAGACGCCGUUUGAUUACCCGGAGGAGGGGCCGUGGUAAAAGUGAUGAAAAAAAAAAAGAAAGAGUAAAAAGGUAAAAAUUGUUAGAGUGGGUAAGGGAGGCCUAUUAUUGGUAUUUCCUUUUGAAUCAAUUUAGUAAUAUUGAAAUCAUAAUUGGAAGAUUGUGAGUUUGUGAUAACCCAAAUCAGAGACCAAUUAAGAAAAAAACGAAGGGGGUUAAGAGCAUUGUGAUAAAGUUUUAUGAGUUGGGCAACCCAAUAAAUAUUUACUAUUUAGAACUUUUUUUUUUUUGUAUAUAUUUUUUGGCAGAAAUAGAAACAAAGGAGGAUUUUAUUUAA
Messenger RNA from Jatropha curcas, 1902 nucleotides. Its product is annotated as Galactosyl transferase GMA12/MNN10 family protein. Lineage: Eukaryota; Viridiplantae; Streptophyta; Magnoliopsida; Malpighiales; Euphorbiaceae. Gene Ontology annotation, molecular function: galactosyltransferase activity. The record is from RefSeq and is a predicted model, not a curated record. Gene Ontology annotation, cellular component: endosome; trans-Golgi network; membrane.